AUGCCUUGGCGGGACACCAUUCCAAUGUCGAGAGUGACAGAAUUCAGUGCAGAGGAAGGGAGUAGCUCCAAGAUAAAUAUCACUUAAUGGCUCAUAAUGACACUUAAUGACAGACGACCAUUUCCUCGUGGACGCGAGUAAAGACAGGAACAAAUAAAAAAACAUCAAGCCGACAACAGUCUCGACGAGAGCUGCCCCCAUCUUGAGAGGCCUCCACUUGUGACGCACUUGAUAAGGUGACCGCUCCGAGGCUGCCUGCACCCAUUUCUCCACACAUUGUCCAAGGAGAGAGGCACGGUCACUUCCAGGCCCGUCUGGGAACAAUUUUUCUCCUGAGACAUUUUUCUCACCUAAGGAGUAUCAAAGGAAGAGCAUCCCCCAUGGAAACCUUGGACGCUUCUACUCUAGCAGCUUCAGCUGUCAGCUAUGACCCUAAAACCGAGGCCGUGACGUUGCCGGGAGGCGUGGUUUCUGUGGCCGGCAUCGCCGUGGUAACCGGCGGCGUGGAGCUGUCCUGCGGCUCGUGCAUGUUGGCCUUCGGAUUUUGGGGCACACUCAUCGGUUUCAGCUGCGUGGGCGUGGGUGCGUGGGACCAGCUAAACCACUUCAGCGAAGGAACCUCUCACUUACUGGCACUGGGACUGCUGAUCCUGGCCCUCAGCAUUGCCCUGGUCGGGAGCGUGCUGGCCUUCUACCUCCUGACCAAGAGGAGGAGGGAGAUGAGGCGUGGUAGGAGGCAGGACGGCAAGGAAGUACUUGUGGAGGAGAAUGUAGUCAAACAUCUCACAGUGUAGCUGACAGACGAAAGAGUUUUUGAUUUGUUUGUGUAAUUAAGAUAAAUGUUGUGCAGUCGCUCCUCUUGACACGUUAACUCUUCUGUUUUAUCUUUGAAAUGGGUGACAUGAUACACCGUAGUGGACUCUGAGCCUGACGGAUUUGUAAAACCGUCCCACUAGUACUAAAAUAGUUUAAAACUCAAGUGUCAUGCCUGUAAACAUUCUAAAAUAGAUAUUGUAAUGAAAAAUACAUAUAACAUUAUUCACUUCAAUGUCGAUCCGAAAAAAUAAAUAUGAGCGGAGAGCGAGCCGCACCUACUGUUUGCACCUACCUGUCAUUUGGAAC
Syngnathoides biaculeatus (alligator pipefish) is the source of this 1122-nucleotide messenger RNA. RefSeq names its product transmembrane protein 100-like. The transcript is spliced from 2 exons. The record is from RefSeq and is a predicted model, not a curated record. Lineage: Eukaryota; Metazoa; Chordata; Actinopteri; Syngnathiformes; Syngnathidae. The coding region runs from base 381 to 794 and encodes 137 amino acids.